AUGGAUGACCAUGAUUUUCCAACAACUCCAACCGCCAAUCUCGCCUUCUAUAUCGCUUCUCACAUUGCUCAGACGACCACCACUUGUCUCUUUCCCAUGGACGGACCAUUAACCAUUGCUGCGUCAGCAUGGAUGAUGAUGAUUCUCCAACAAUUCCUACCGCCAGUCUCGCCACUUAUAUCACUUCACACAUUACUUAGCACGGAUCAUGUUUCUCCACCAAAUACAACCGCCAAUCCCCUCUUCUAUCUGGCCUCGCAUAGCCGGCUUAGGUAG
Messenger RNA from Echinococcus granulosus, 276 nucleotides. RefSeq lists its product as hypothetical. NCBI's taxonomy places the organism in Eukaryota, Metazoa, Platyhelminthes, Cestoda, Cyclophyllidea, Taeniidae. The record is from RefSeq and is a predicted model, not a curated record. The coding region runs from base 1 to 276 and encodes 91 amino acids. The transcript is spliced from 3 exons.